Molecule: messenger RNA, 1212 nt
Organism: Corticium candelabrum
Lineage: Eukaryota; Metazoa; Porifera; Homoscleromorpha; Homosclerophorida; Plakinidae
Product: zinc finger BED domain-containing protein 5-like
Exons: 1
Coding region: 1-1212 (403 amino acids)
Source: RefSeq, a predicted model, not a curated record
AUGCAUUAUUCCAAUCCUGAAGCAAGAAUUGACAACAGAAUGACAGAUAUUAAUGCCAGAAACUACAAAUUCAACUUAGAAGUUCUGCCUACCAUCGUUGAAGCUGUUAUUAUGUGUGGAAAGCAGAGGAUUGCCUUGCAAGGUUGUAAGCAAGAUAAAAUCAACUUCGACAGUCCUGCAACACGAAACGAGGGAAAUUUUAUUGCAUUGGUAAGGCUGCUUGCUGGCACCAAUUCUUGCUUGGAUCAGCAUCUCAGGACUGGACCUGCAAAUGCAAAGUACAUCAGUAAAAACAUUCAGAACAAAAUAUUAGAGAUUGCUGCUGACCAGAUUCAAGAUUUCUACAGAGAAUGCUUGAGGGAAUGGGCACACUUUUCAGUUGUAGCAGACGAGGUUACAUCUCAUGGGCAAGAAAUAUUGUCAGUUUGUUUACGGUUCUUAGAAGUUCAAAAAGGUAACUUUGAGCUGAAGCCAAAGAAACAUGAAGUCUUGCUGGAUUUCGCCUUUCUUCAAAGGAUAACUGGGGAAUCUAUUGCACAGGGUAUCCUAUGUGUUCUUGAAAAGCAUAAGAUUGACAUCAGGAAUUGUCGAGGACAAGCGUAUGAUACAACCAAUUCAAUGAGCUCAUCCAGUGUUGGUGUGCAAGCGCAUAUCAAACGUGUGGCACCUGAUGCAGAUUAUCAAGGCUGCUGCUUGCACAGUCUGAAUCUAGUAAUAUGCAAGUCGUCACAAAUAACGGCAAUUAGGAACAUCUUUGACAGUUGCCAGCAAGCAUACCUAUUUUUCCAUAACUCUCCCAAACGACAGAGAUUUCUGGAACACGUUAUUAGCUGUCAGUGCCCAGCUACCAAGAAGACAAAAAUCAAUGGUUUGUGCAAGACGAGAUGGGUUGAGAGGCAUACAACUUUUGACACAAUUCUGGAACUUUACACCUAUCUUAUUGAAACCUGGGAUGAGAUAUGUUACCCAAGCAAUUGUGACAAACUUUAUCCUGAUGGAAGCAACUGGAAAUGGGAUUCAGAAACACGAACUGCUGCAAAUGGCUUGAGGUACACAUUUGUUGGAUUUGAGCACAUUGUAGUUUUCAUGCUUGUGAAGCAGCUUCUUGAACCCAUACGUCCAAUUGCAGAGUGUCUGCAAGCAAGGUUGCAGGAGUUGUACUUUGGCUUCAAGAAAGUUGACGAAGUUGUCCAAUUUUACAAAAGGAUUUGA